AUGAAUUUUUAUAAAUUUCCUUAAUAAACCACUAUCCUAGUAUACAAUACAGCAAAUAAAGAGUAAGCAUAAAUCAAAAUUACUAAUGAUUUUAAAUUGUUCUUAAACUCUUUAAAUGAAAAGUUUCAAUUACCUUCCAAAUUUACUUUAUGUUAUUAAUUUAACGUUAAGGAUAGAGUCAUUUUUUUGGCUUGUCCAUCAGAUUUUUAAUUAUUUUUGAAUAAGAUAUAGAAACUGAAAGUUAAGUAUCAAUUACUUUUAAUAUUUUUUAGUAAUUAUCCUAUUAUCUAAAUCAUUAGCUUGAAAUAGAAUUAAUUUAUUUCAAAGGAGAUGAUUUAAGAUGCUGAAGCAUGGUAAGAAAAACUGUCAGAAGGAUAUUCCUCAAUAAUUGUAUAGAACUCAGAAAUCGAAUAAUUAAAUGAAGAAUUUUAACAUGUUUCAAUCUCUUAAAAUUAGUAACAAGAUGAAAUCAAUUAUCAUAAAUGCCAAUUUUGCUAUAAGGAUUUGGAAUAAAAUAGAUAUUUUAGAUGUAUGGUUUGUUUUUUCUUUUAAAUUUGUGAAAUGUGUAAUAUUCAUAGAAAAUUGAAUGAACAUUCUGAUUGUCAUAUUUUUAUUUUAUGUAAUUAAGUGAUUGAUUGGAAUAAACUUAAAUAAGAUACAAAGAUUAGAUUAAUGAAUUAAAAAACCAAGCUUAUGAAAAAGUUUAAAAUACAUAAAAUGAAUAUUCAUGAACUUAUUGUUUGUGAUUGUUGUAAUUCUGCACCAAUUUAAGGUGUUCGAUAUUCCUGUUGUCAAUGCCCAGAUUUUGAUUUAUGCUAAUAAUGUCUUAAGAUUUAUCAUCAUGAUAAGACUCAUAGUUUUAUAUAAUUAACAACGAAUAUUGAAUUUAUAAUAUUUACAUGA
Molecule: messenger RNA, 903 nt
Organism: Paramecium sonneborni
Lineage: Eukaryota; Ciliophora; Oligohymenophorea; Peniculida; Parameciidae
Source: the annotation of a GenBank genome assembly